Messenger RNA from Sinocyclocheilus rhinocerous, 737 nucleotides. RefSeq names its product general transcription factor IIIC, polypeptide 6, alpha (gene gtf3c6). The transcript has a single exon. The record is from RefSeq and is a predicted model, not a curated record. The coding region runs from base 78 to 635 and encodes 185 amino acids. Gene Ontology annotation, biological process: transcription by RNA polymerase III. Gene Ontology annotation, cellular component: transcription factor TFIIIC complex. NCBI's taxonomy places the organism in Eukaryota, Metazoa, Chordata, Actinopteri, Cypriniformes, Cyprinidae.
AUCUACGAAAGCAAUUUGCUACUUGAAGUUGUCGGAGGGCUUCAGCUCAUGAGUAGUAUGACAUUUCAAAGAGUAAAAUGAGCGCAACUGCUUCCUCAGACACAGCCAUGGAGGACGAAUGGGAAGAAGAGGAGCAGCUGGUUGUGGCGGAACUGUCUGGGAUGAUCAGCUCUGAUUUAAUCUCCAGUCGGCAGGGCACGUGUAAGAUAGUGGACAUUGACAGCGAGCAGCCCAUGAUGCAGGUGGGUCGCUAUCUGUUCGCCGGGGAGUACGAGGAUGCCAUCGGAACAUGUGUGAUUUUUGAAGAGGACGGUGCAGGUUCUAAUUCAGCUCUUAAAUACAAAUGUCACACAAUGAAGAAACUAAUGCUUCAGCGGACGUUUCUGUCGGAGAGGAAGGAGGAUGAGCCCCUCUCUAGCAGAAUAGAGGUGCUGGCUCUCCACGAGGAAGAAUCGUUCGGCAGGAAGAGCGCAGUUUGUAACUACCUGGAUCCCAUCGACACAGAGAAAUCUGUGCUAGACGAAUCUAAAGAUUGCGAGGAUCCAGAGAUGAGCGACGAAUCCGCGGAUGAAGUGGAGGAGACUGAGACUGACGCGGGAGCCACGCUCCUGGAGAACUCCGCGGAGCUGCUCUGAACUGGCGGCUGUACGAGAAGGGGACGACGGCUCAUGAAAGACUGAUUUCUGAUCAUGUAUAUACUGCAUCGUCUAAAUAUACAUUUUCUGCUUAAUAAAAGG